CGGGAAGCACACGCGUCCUGGGAACCGGUUUUCAAUUCCACGCGUAAAAGGCCAAAUUGAGCCAAAUUUCUCGGGCGCACCAAUCAGGGAGGAGGUCACUAAUAUGCAAAGGAGGUGUUAUCACUCCGUCACGUCAGCAGCAGCAGCAGCAGCAGUAGAGCCGCUGCGCCGCGGUCGCCAGCAGGAGUACAACUAACAACACAGUCACAAGUUCGCCCUUAAAAAAAACAAAAAAAACAACAACAACACUGCGUACACACACGACGUCUGGAGUUUAACUUUGGUGUUCGCCGCAGGGACACAAUAGUGUGGACAUGCUGUAGCUCACAGUGAGGCUCAUUGGGACCAGCUUGGAUCCAGUGGAGUUCCAAAGGUUCCAGUUACCCUCUGGGCUCGGCCAUGGACUUCUUUAAUGACCCCAACCUCUUUGUCGGAGGAUUGGAUGGGCUGGACGAGGAUGGCUUCCCCCCGGCACCAUCGCUUGUGGAUGAGCUAAACCUCACUGCUGAUUUUGAGCCCCUCCAAGUUGAGCCUCUAGACCCAGUGAAGCACCAAGACAUGAUGCCACCAGUUACUACCCAACGAGCCAUGCCUUCUUACAGUCAGCAGAUGGGUCACUACAUUGGCAUUAAGGCACAGACUCCUAUGGUGCAGCCAUUUUCGGGUCCUGGGGCCGCAGGUGUUGGAGGUGGUGGCAUGAUUGCAGACCAGCAUGGCCAAUACCAUAAUGCCGCCAUGAGCCAAGUACCUCAAUCCAAUGGGCUGUUCUGUAACAGCAGCAGUCCAAUGUGGGGCAACCAAGACCAGAAUGGGAAUAUGUACCACCCCUUAUCUCAACAACAACAACAGCUUUGUCAUCAGCAACAACAGCAGCAACAACUGCACAACCAGCAACUGCAUGUCAGACAACAGCAAACACAGCAGCAACAACACCACCACCCGUGUCAACAACAACAACAACAACAACAACAACAGGAGCAGCAGCACAGAAUGCAGCAGCAGCUGCAGCAACAGCAAAGACAUCAGCAACAUCUGUUAAGCCAGCGGCAGCACCAACACAUUAACACACAGACUAUGCCCCUGCAGCAACAGCAGCAUCACAAUUUCUCCUUUCACCAGGGAGGGCAAUCUCAGAGCCAACAACAAGUUCACCAUACUCCGCAGCAGGUUCAGCACCAACUAUCUGAACCAAGGUUCCAUUCAAGGCCUUUGCCAAGUAAGGCUUAUUUGGAAAGUCAAACUGCUACACUGAGUGGGCCUUGCUUGCAGCCUCAGCCGGGUAGCUACCAGUUGUCAAGGGGAGGUCAAGCCUUUCCUGGAUCAGGAUCCGAAGACCCGAACCUGCCCUUCCCCAUGCAUUCGUCAUCUAUGGUUCACUCCCUGCCCACAUGCUCAGUCAGUGCUGCCACUGCUUACCAAGCUGCUCAGUACCCUGCCUAUCCUGGAGAGCCAGAAAUACCCAGUCUCAGUCAGCAGUCCACAGCCUCAGUGUCUAUGCCCAACACCACCACUGCACCCCUCACUUCUACUGUGCCCGAGCUCCCAGGGACAGUAUGUCAGUUUCCAUCAGCAGCAGUUGUGAGGAACCCGUCGAACCAGGCAGAUGAAUGUGCUUUCCGGGCCCUACGUCGCUCCCGAGAAACCCAGGGAAACAAGUCAUCUGAGAUGUUUGGGGAGUCAAUGAACUGCUUUCCCAGCAUGGCCAGCCGGCUGCCCUCUGAGCAGCCCCAGAGCUGCGGGGCGACAAACACUAAUGGAUACCAAGCCUUGGGUGAGAAUAUCCUGCCAUCAGAGGCUCAGGAUGGAGACUUGGAGGGCCUGGAGCCUCCUGAACUACUGCCGGACCUCCUGCCCCAGCUGGAGGCUGCUCUCAGCCAACAGGAUGAAUCCAACUGUUCCUGGGUCGAUUCCAGCCAGGCGAGGGGACAUGAGCACAGAAAACCACCACCUGUUGAGUACAAGCAAGAAAAGCCUCGAAAGAACGCUAAUGGUCCUGGCAGCCAGCAACGGGUCCUCAGUCCCCCAGUGAAGAGCAGCUCGUCGUCGUCCUCCUCGUCCUCGUCGUCCUCAUCCUCAUCCAGCUCCUCGUCGGAGAAGAGGACGCCACGGAGGACGCAUCUUCAGAUGGAGUCAGCUACACUGGACAAGCAGGAGAAGGCCAAUAGGAUAAUAUCAGAGGCUAUCGCUAAGGCCCGGCAGCGCGGGGAGAAGAACAUCCCCAGAGUUAUGAGUCCGGAGAGUUUCCCCAGCUCGUCCUCGCAGUACAGGCACCGUAAACGCGAGCACAAAGGAAACGGCAAGGCACGGCUCAAAGAGAAGGCCUGCAGGAAGGCCUGCAUCGUGCCCUCCUCCAAGCCCAAGCAGAAGGCAAAGAUCGGGAAAAUAGUCAUCAAGAUCGGGAAGAAGAAGAAGCGAAAGCCGGAGUCUUCAGAGGAGUCCGACGAUGACCCUCCCCCUCGACACGCUGCUAAAGAUGACGACUCCAAGAGGCGAUCCAAUCGCCAGGUGAAGAGAAAGAAAUACGCCGAAGAGCUGGAGGCCAAGAUAUCUGAUGAUGAGGUCAAGGUUAUUGUUAAAGCCAAGAAAGGCAACACUGCAGCAUCCAAACAGCCUUCUGUUCAACUCUUUGUAGAGAAUCCCAGUGAAGAGGAUGCUGCUGUCGUUGACAAAAUCAUGUCUUCUCGUAUCGUCAAGAAGGAGGUCUCUCCAGGGGUGGUGGUCGAAGGAGAGGAGUUUUUUGUAAAAUACAAAAACUACUCCUACCUACACUGUGAGUGGGCCACGGAGCAGCAGCUGGUGAAGGACAAGAGGAUUCAGCAGAAGAUCAAACGUUUCAAGAUGAAACAAGCACAGAGGGCACUCUUCUUUGCAGAUAUGGAAGAGGACCCUUUUAACCCGGACUAUGUAGAGGUAGACAGAGUGCUGGAGGUGUCGUAUUGUGAGGACAAAGACACUGGAGAGGAGGUGGUGUACUACCUGGUGAAGUGGUGCUCUCUGCCUUAUGAAGACAGCACCUGGGAGCUGAAGGACGACGUCGAUCAGACCAAGAUUGAAGAGUUUGAGCAGCUGCAGGCAGUCAAGUCAGACUCGCGCAGGAUGGACCGGCCCCCAGCCAAUCUGUGGAAGAAGAGGGAUCAGUCGAGGGAAUACAUGAAUGGCAACAGUCUCAGGGACUACCAGCUAGAAGGGGUCAACUGGCUCCUCUUCAACUGGUACAACAGACGGAACUGCAUCCUGGCAGACGAGAUGGGCCUCGGAAAGACCAUCCAGUCCAUCACAUUCCUAGAGGAGAUGUACCGUGUGGGCAUUAAAGGGCCAUUCCUCAUCAUUGCUCCGCUUUCCACUAUCGCUAACUGGGAGCGGGAGUUCCGUACCUGGACCCAUCUCAAUGUCAUCGUCUACCAUGGAAGCAUGGUCAGCAGGCAGAUGCUCCAGCAAUAUGAGAUGUAUUUCAGGGAUGCACAGGGCCGUGUGAUACGAGGUGCCUACAGGUUUCAGGCUCUUAUCACCACGUUUGAGAUGAUCCUGGGAGGCUGUCCCGAACUCAACGCCAUCGAGUGGCGCUGUGUUAUCAUCGAUGAGGCCCACCGCCUCAAGAACAAGAACUGCAAGCUGCUAGAGGGCUUCAAGCUCAUGAACCUGGAGCACAAGGUCCUGCUGACGGGUACUCCUCUCCAGAACACAGUGGAGGAGCUCUUUAGUCUGCUCCACUUCCUGGAGCCAACUCGCUUCCCUUCAGAACACACCUUCAUGCAGGAGUUUGGAGACCUCAAGACGGAGGAGCAGGUACAGAAGCUCCAGGCUAUCCUGAAGCCCAUGAUGCUGCGUCGGCUGAAGGAGGACGUGGAGAAGAAGUUGGCUCCUAAAGAAGAAACCAUCAUCGAGGUUGAGCUAACCAACAUUCAAAAGAAAUACUACCGCGCCAUCCUAGAGAGGAACUUCUCUUUCCUGGCUAAAGGAGCUGGCCAGGCAAAUAUGCCCAACCUGGUCAACACCAUGAUGGAACUGAGAAAGUGCUGCAACCACCCCUACCUCAUCAAAGGAGCAGAGGAGAAGAUCCUAGAGGACUUCAGGGAGGUGUAUAGCCCCACCGCAAUGGACUUUCACCUGCAAGCUAUGGUGCAGUCCGCCGGGAAGCUGGUGCUUAUUGACAAACUGCUGCCCAAGAUGAAGGCCGGAGGGCACCGGGUGCUUAUCUUCUCCCAGAUGGUGCGCUGCCUUGACAUCUUGGAAGACUACCUCAUUCAGAGAAGGUACUUGUAUGAGCGAAUAGACGGACGUGUUCGUGGAAACCUGCGGCAGGCAGCUAUCGACCGCUUCAGUAAGCCGGACUCGGAACGCUUUGUUUUCCUUCUGUGCACAAGAGCUGGUGGGCUGGGAAUCAAUCUCACAGCCGCAGACACCUGCAUCAUCUUUGACUCAGACUGGAACCCGCAGAACGACUUGCAGGCCCAGGCGCGCUGCCAUCGGAUCGGUCAGAACAAGGCAGUGAAGGUGUACCGUUUGAUCACCAGGAACUCGUACGAGCGAGAAAUGUUUGAUCGAGCCAGCCUCAAGCUGGGCCUGGACAAAGCAGUGUUGCAGAGCAUGAGUGGCCGAGAUAACAGCCUGGGUGGAGGUGCCGGGGGAGGGGCAGCGCAGCAGCAGCAGCUGUCUAAGAAGGAGAUUGAGGAUCUGCUGCGUCGUGGUGCUUACGGGGCCAUCAUGGAUGAGGAGGAUGAAGGGGCCAAAUUCUGUGAGGAAGAUAUCGAUCAGAUCCUCCAGCGCAGGACAAAGACCAUCACCAUCGAGUCUGAGGGACGAGGAUCCACUUUUGCUAAGGCCAGUUUUGUGGCGUCCGGAAACCGCACAGACAUCUCCCUGGAUGACCCAAACUUCUGGGACAAAUGGGCCCAAAAGGCUGACAUUGAUGCGGAUAUGGCAAACGGCAGAAACAGCUUGGUGAUCGACACUCCUCGUGUCAGAAAGCAGACAAGGCCGUUCAGUGCCACCAAGGACGAGUUGGCAGAGCUUUCAGAGGGCAACAGCGACAGUGACGACACCAAGCCCAAGCUCAGGCGAAACCACGACCGCCUCAACAACUAUGGACGCACAGAGUGCUUCAGAGUAGAGAAGAACCUACUUGUUUAUGGGUGGGGUCGUUGGAAGGAUAUUCUCAAUCAUGGGCGUUUUAAGAAGCAGCUGACAGAGAGGGAUGUGGAGUCCAUAUGCAGGGCUCUGCUGUCUUACUGCCUGGUCCAUUACCGUGGAGAUGACAAAAUCAAAAGCUUCAUGUGGGACCUGAUAGCCCCUACUGAGGACGGACAAACCAAGGAGCUGCAGAAUCACCUGGGUUUGUCCGCUCCAGUCCCUCGUGGCAGAAAGGGUAAGAAGAUGAAAACCCAGUCCAGCUCCUUUGACAUCCACAAAGCUGAGUGGCUCAGGAAACACAACCCAGAGCACAUGCUUCAGGACGACGGCUACAAGAAACACCUCAAACACCACUGCAACAAGGUGCUGCUCAGGGUCAGAAUGCUCUACUACCUGAAACAAGAGGUGAUAGGAAGCCAGGCCCAGAGCGUGCUAGACGGCGUGGACUCCAGUGAGAUAAAGAUCUGGGUGCCAGACCCUGACCAUUCGGAGCUGCCAGCCUUGUGGUGGGAUGCCAUCUGUGACAAGUGUCUGCUGCUGGGUGUCUAUAAGCAUGGUUAUGAGAAGUACAACACGCUCCGUGCAGACCCUACCCUGUGCUUCCUAGAGCGUGUGGGGCGACCGGAUGAGAAGGCCAUCGCUGCAGAACAGAGAGGCAACGAUUUCAUGGAUGGUGAUGUGGAUGACCCAGAGUACAAGCCUGCUCCAGCUCUGCUGAAGGACGAUAUGGAGGAUGACGCCUCUUCUCCUGGAGACUUGGUUGUCACUGACAACGCCGGAGACGCAGUUCCAGUGACGGGAGGUGGAUCUUCCUACUGGCCCUCACCCUCGGUGCUAACAGCCAGACUGAGGCGACUGAUCACAGCCUCUCAGCGCUACACCAAGAGCCGGCAGAUUCUCCAGAUCCACCAGGUCCACCAGACUCAAUCUCAGUCUCCGUCGACCAUGAUGAUAACUGCUCCACUCUGUCCGCUGCCGCCCUCAUUUAACGACACCCUCAACCCCAAGAUGGUAGCUAAGCUUGAACGGCAACAAAGAUGGACCAGGCGAGAAGAAGCUGACUUCUACCGCGUGGUCUCCACUUUUGGGGUUGUUUUCGACCCAAACCUCGGCCGGUUCGACUGGACCAAGUUCAGGGCCAUGGCUCGGCUGCACAAGAAGACUGACGAGAGCCUGCAGAAAUACCUGUGUGCUUUUACCGCCAUGUGCCGAAGGGUGUGUCGCCUGCCACCCAAAGAGGGAGACUCUGCGGUGGAUACGUCUCUGACCAUCCAGCCCAUCACGGAGGAGCGAGCGUCUCGUACACUGUACAGAGUAGAGUUGCUUCGCCAGGUGAGGGAACAGGUUCUGUGCCAUCAGUUAUUCUACGAGCGCCUGCCGUUGUGCCAGAUGAGCUCUGACUUGCCCGUCUGGUGGGAGACUGGUUCCCAUGACCGUGACCUGCUAGUGGGAGCUGCCAAACAUGGCGUCAGCCGCACAGAUUACCACAUUCUGAGAGACCCCGAGCUCAGCUUCAUGGCUGCACAACGCAACUACAGCCAAACAAAAACUGCACAGCAGCAAUCACGCACACCCACCCCACUCCUACACCCUCAGUGCCAGGCCACCAGCUCAGUGUUGACAGCUUCUCCGCUGCCUCCGCCUGCCCAGAGAGACAUGGAGCCCGUUGGGGUUGUACCCAAAGUGGAACCAGCCUCAGAGGGGGAGGAGGGCCGGGAGAAGCAGGGGGAGAGUUGGAGCCCUCCUCCAGCACCUGCUACUCCCACAGGUCUGGAGCCGUUGUCUGAAGCGAAUGAAAAAGAGAAGCUGAUGGUGGCGGCACGAACCAAACCGCUCACACCCAACUCCUCCGAGAGUAAACCUAAGAAGGCCAGCAAGAGGAGUCGCAGAGAGGCCAGGCACGGCUCAGAGUCCGACUCAGGUGGCUCCUCCUCAAGCUCUUCAUCGCGCUCCUCUUCCACCUCAUCAUCCUCCUCUUCUUCCUCGUCCCAUUCCGGGUCCAGCUCCUCCUCCUCUUCAUCAUCCUGCUCCUCUGGCUCUUCAUCAUCAUCGUCCUCCUCCUCAUCUUCUGAUGACAGUGAAAGUGAAGGAGAGGAAGGGAAGAAGAAAGAUCCUGCAGCAACAAGUGUGAAGGGCUUUGAUGAGGACAGUGUGGCGUCUCUGAGCACGACGCAGGACGAAACCCAAGACACGCAUGCAGCCGAGAACGGCAUCACCAACAACUCCUCACAUCCUUUCCAUGGAGGAGGAUACAUGCUCGCUGCAUCCUACUGGCCAAAGGAUCGCGUGAUCAUCAACCGCCUGGACAGCAUCUGCCAGGCGGUGCUAAAGGGCAAGUGGCCCGGAACACGUCGGGUCUACGAGCCUGGAGGUGCAGUGGCCUCCUUCUACACCACCAAGCUGCUGGACAACGCCAACAGCCUGUGCGAGGACCCCUCUGCCUCACCACAGGGGUCAAAGGUGACCAAGCAUGUUGCAGAAAACAAGGAGUUCUCAGUAAAACUCAACGAUCAGGAGGGAGGUCUGAAGUUGACCUUCCAGAAACAAGGUGUACCUCUGAAGAGGCCCCUGGAGUCGGAGGAGGGCCCCCAGGCCCAGCAGCAGUACCUGGCGCGGCUUCAUGAGCUGCAGAGCGCCUCGGACACAGGCCUGGCUGACAUCACCAAGCCUCAGUGCAGCUUCCAGACUGUGCCUCCAGGUCAUACUGGUCAGAUGAGGCUGAACGGUCAGCCAAUGGUGAAGAGGCGGAGGGGAAGGAGGAAGAACGUGGAGGGGAUGGACCUGCUCUUCAUGAACAGGGGCCGAGUCCCUCCUGUUCCUGAUCCGGUGCCUCCAGGAUGGGGCGGUAUUGGCCAGGUGGGCAUGGCUGUGGCCCCUGUGGCGGGCUUCAGCCAGAGCUCCAGUCAGGUCCCCUCGGACACCGACAGCAGGGUCCCUGUCAUCAACCUCAAAGAUGGCACCCGGCUUGCUGGGGAUGAUGCUCCCAGGAGGAAUGAUCUUGAACAGUGGCUAUUAGAGCACCCUGGCUUUGUGGCGGACACAGGAGCUUUUAUCCCUGGUGUGAAUAAGAUGCAAAUGCAGUUCCACUUCCAGGACGGGCGGCCCAAGCAGAAGAGGCACCGCUGCAGGAACCCCAACAAGAUUGAUGUGAACAGUCUGACAGGAGAGGAGAGGGUUCAGAUCAUCAACAGGAGAAAUGCCCGCAAGGUUGGUGGCGCCUUUGCUCCUCCUCUGAAGGAACUGUGUCGGUUCCUUCAGGAGAACCCCGAGUACGGAGUCCCACCUGAAUGGGCUGACGUGGUCAAACAGUCGGGUUACCUCCCAGAGAGCAUGUUUGACAGAAUCCUGACGGGACCCAUCGUUCCUGAGGAGGUGAGCCGGCGUGGGCGACGACCCAAGAAUCCUCUGGCCAAGGCAGCUGCAGCAGCGGCAGCCACAGCAGCGCCCAACCCAGCAGCCUCCACCCUGGGUCUGAACCCCCUGCUGGCCAACGGCCUCCUCUCUGGGAUGGACCUGACCAGCCUGCAGGCCUUCCAGCAAAACCUCCAGAGCUUACAGUCCCUGCAGCUCACCGCGGGCUUGAUGGGGCUGCCGUCCGACGCCAGCAACCUGGCUGCAAGUAACCUGGCGGCCAUGUUUCCCAUGAUGCUGUCUGGGAUGGCUGGAUUGCCAAACCUGAUUAGCAUGAGUAGCUUGCUUGGGAAGCCCCCUCAGGAGGGCGCAGGAAGCUCUGAGGAGAAGACAAAGGGAACCGCCAGCGGUGUAACAGCAGAGCCGUCUGCCUCUAAAGCCCCUCACACCUCAGACACCAAAGGAGAAAGGACAGAGGGGUCGAACACGACUCCUUCCUCCACUUCCAGCUCCUCUUCCUCUGCCACCGCCCCACAAAGUGCUUCAGCUGCCUCUGCAGCCUCCGGUCACCCACUGUCUCUUAACCCCUUGUUACUCUCCAGUAUGCUUUACCCAGGGAUGCUUCUCACUCCAGGCCUUAACCUUCCUGCGUCUACCACACAGCCGCAGAGCUCAAACAGUGACCCCACCCUUCCUCCCGCUCGUCCUCCUCCGCCUGCAGUCUCCCAGGAUUCGGCACAGGAGAUAGCGCGGCUAGUGGCAGAGAGGGACGGAGAAGAGGAUGACGAGGCAUUAGAAGACGAAGAAGACGACGAGGAGGACUCAGCAGAACAAAAGGAGAACAGUGGUCCUGAGGGUUCGGGGAAAGCUGAGUCAUCUUCAUCAGAUACUGGGAGCUCUUCUUCAUCAGAUGAUUCAGACUCUAGUGAUUAGGACUGAACCCAUGAAUAUAUAAUUAUAAAUUUAUUUAUGUAUCGCCUAGAAAUGUAUACAUAUAUUCACAUAUAUAUGGAUUUUCCAGCACUUAUGUUACGAUUUCUUUACAUGUAAAUACAAGAACUAACUAAAAUGUUGUGUAAUAAAGACUACAAAAACCUUACAAAAACAGGAAAAACUGACUUAAAAAGAACUGAAAUAAAAUUUCAGUGUUUUGUUCACAAGGUACACUCUUGUUUUGAGACAUUUUGCAUGUCAGACUUUAGUAGAUUUCUGAACUCUGUGAACCACAAUUAUGUACAAUUGCAACAAAAAAACGGCAUUAUUGUAAUUAUGUCAGGAUUUAAUUUUAUUAAAAAAGUGAAACUACAUCAACAUGCUCGUUGAGCUGUACUAUUAAUAUAUUUUGAUUGUCGGGGGCCGGGGGAAUGACUCUUGACGGACUCUUUGGUUUCUCUUGUAAAUAGUCGGUACUUUUACAGGUUCGUUGACACUUAUGCUUUGCAGAUCAUACGUUGGAUAUGUCAGCAAUAACUUGGGCAGCUAAUGAAUGUCACUGAAGCUGUAGAUUCACUGUCUGCCACGUUCCACGCCAGUGCACAAGUCACGCAGCCUCACUUACCUUCAUAUCACGUUGGGUUCGUUUCUGCAUCAGUUCACGUCGUUUUUGAAAACUGAAUUACCCGAAGCUCCUGCUUUAUUAUCGCUUUGAAUUGUGGGAAAAUGUGAAAGCAUUACUUAUUCAAUCAAACACACACACUUAACUCUGUCAAAAUGGAUCAUAGUUAAUUUCUCUGCUGUUAUUUCUUUUCUAAAAGUUUCAUUUCUCACAUUGAUAUCUAAUUUGAGAAUCUCCUCAUUUUCACCAUCACCUUACAAACAUGUCACAACAUGUCCAAGGCGCACUUUAGCUACUCUCACUUGGCGUACACGUUCACUUGCACAUCUGUUGGUUUGGACUACAGCGUCGGAGUCUAAUAAACGCCUCGAGCUGUGGGCAAAGAAAACAACCUUUUACUGUGUGCCAAAAAACUGCCCUUUGACCCUUUGAGGUCGUGACUUAGUUUCGUGGUCUCUAUGUGGAAGUAAUUCAGGAUUGUUGAUGACGUGGAUAUUAUUACUACAACCCCGGCAUAUUAAACUGCAUCUUACCUCAGCUAUGCUAGAUGGAUUGGCUUCAUUGUGCAGAUGUACACGUGCAUGGGUGUCUUUUUUUUUUUUUUUUUUUUUUUUGGCUGUCCAUGUACAUAAUGUCCUUGUCUCUGCUGGAAUGUGUGUGUCAGAGGCCUUUUUUUUCUUUUUACUGAGAGCUUCCACUGUGGUUUUUCUCUGGUUGGACUCCUCUCACCGGGUAUCUCCUGCCUCCAUAACAUUCCAGUCUGAAUGUUGUUUAUUUAGGAGGGCGCCUUGCAAACCUGUGACCAGUAGUCAAAAACAACUACUAACACAAGCGUUUUAGACCUUCAAACAUCUCAUUAGACAUUUAGGUGAAAUUACAGUUCUUUGGAUUCUGUGUCGCAUGACCACCUGUCUACCAAAGUUCUCACAACGUACGCAGCACAAGCACAAAAAUAGUUCAAAACCUUAGAAGCUAAGAUUGUAGUAAUUGUCAUCGUCGUUCAUUGAGUAUUACGUUUUACACAGUGCCAGACAGGUUCGCUUCAGGAAGGGCUAAAUAAUAGCAGCUUGUGUUGCUGGGAGUCUGCAGCUCGGUUGUGUGUGUUUCACUUUGUCCUGACUCCAUUCUGCUGAUGAAUGGAGCUUCAGCUAGAUGUAGAAGUGCCCUUAUCCUGUACCUCACGCUCUCAUUCAACUACUGUGUGUCUGACAGCUCAGAUUUGUCCGCAGUGUCCACGCUUGUGCAUUUUGUUCAUCGUCCCUGCACAUGUUCAUGUCCAGCUGUAACCAGGAUACACACAAACACUGGAGUUCGCUCAAACUGAAGUACCUUUUGUAAUUUUCUCUAGCACAACAGUGCUUGCUUUAGGACUGCUGUUACACAGUGGACUGUUAGAUACAAGUUUAAAAAAAGAAUAGAUUUAUUUUGUUUGGACUGGGUACAACAGAGAUCCCGCUGAAUGAACUCAGUCUAUUUAGUCCUUAAGUAUUGUUGUAGCAUUGUUCUGUAGUGGCUGAAACCAUGAGCAGCCUCGCAGUCUGAACACAAAGACUGAAGACCCGCAUUGAUUUCUAAUUUUGCUUUAAAGUGAUUUCCUUUUAUGCCUGUUAUAUAUACAUAUAGACCUCGUCAUGGGUUUUGCUUGCAAAUGCAUCACAUUUUUUUAUAUAUAUUAUUACUAACGGUACAAGUAUUUUUCUAUGUCUGAGCAUUGAACUUAAACAUGCCACUGUCAUUUUGUAUAUCUGCACCUCUGCUGACUUUUAACUCGUAGUGCCCUUAUGCAAACACCCAGCCAUUGCUACUUCUGCUGUAGGUGAUUGAUCUGAUGACUUUUGCUACUUUUUGUUGCUGUGCAGCGAUGGGUUUUAGGGGUUGAAGACCGUGCUGAGCCUAUUUAUUUAGGACACAAAUGGGGGGGGGGGAAGAAAAUUGUAGACGUAAGAUUGGACUUUUUGCUUUCAUUUUGCUUGUCUUUUAAUUUUUGUUACUAGGUUGUACUGUACAAAGACUCCCAAAGCUCUGCCAGUGCUAGAGAGACGGUGUUGAAUCUGCGUUAAACACAAGUAAACAAUGACCAAUAUGCAAGAGGAAUGACAAAACACACUACUGCUGUACAGGGAGGUUUUUUUUUUCCGUGUAAUCACUGAGAUGACAAAACUAGCAUCAUUGGUUUUGUAUUUUGAUUUCAAGCUUGAUAAUAUCCUAAUAUCCUGGUCAGUUGUUGUCUGUUUUUUUUUUUUCAUUGGACAGUUGUAAUAUUUGAAGUUGUGGUCUGUGUAGUCAAAAUAAUUCUUUAUGUAGUGCAGGAAAAUGCGUCUUAAAAGUCAUUUGUAAUUUAUUGGAUUACUUUCUAUGAAGUUCUAUAGAGGAAAUUUGAGGUUUAAUUAUUUUUAUUAAACAUAUUCUUCUGACUAUCAAUUGAGUGUGCCUUUGCCUGUUGCUUUGUCUGGGGCCUCGUUCAAAAAAAUCAUCAGUGCCGGGAACUUCAUGGCACUUGUGUUAUUACUCUUUUGCUCCGAUUUGUUUUCCACACUGGCACUCGGAAUGGAUUCAGUGGCUGUGUUCAGGAAAAGGCACAGAAACACAUUUUCUUGUGAGCCUGGAUUAAAGCAGUAUUUCUAAGCGUACAACUCUCCACUGAUAGAAAACAAACUGUACUUGCUUAUGUUGAUGUAACUAAACACUAAUGUAGAUUUUUUCUGUCCUACUUCUUGAAGUUGAAAUUGAUCCUCUUUUAAUCAAAGUGUUAGUUACAAAUAUCGCAAAAAG
Messenger RNA from Anoplopoma fimbria (sablefish), 12808 nucleotides. It is a transcript of the gene chd9, whose product is annotated as chromodomain helicase DNA binding protein 9. Bases 400 to 9414 code for a protein of 3004 amino acids. The transcript has 39 exons. Gene Ontology annotation, molecular function: protein binding; ATP-dependent chromatin remodeler activity; ATP binding. Lineage: Eukaryota; Metazoa; Chordata; Actinopteri; Perciformes; Anoplopomatidae. The record is from RefSeq and is a predicted model, not a curated record.